ACAAGAGAUUUAGCAAAAUUGUCACGACCGUUGUGGUCAGCUCUGUUGUCGUUCUUUGGUCAGUGUGGAAAUCUUGUAAUUUUACUCCAAUCAUUCGGAAGAAAAUAGACACGUUUAAAAUGCCGUUUUUAUAUUUGGCAUAACCGUUUGUUCAAACGAAAUUUCAUCCGCAAAGUAAAAAUUCUGUAUCCCAUAGUUGCGUCACCGGGUCCAACUGUCAUAAUUGUCUACUCGAAUUACGUACGACGUAGUUGUUAUCAGCUUUUGACAGAUUAGUCACUUUGCCAUCCCUCCUUGGUUCUGUCUGACAUUUACGAUUAGCUAAAUAAUUGCAAUGGAACAGCAACCCCUAAAAUCAGCGUCUGACAGGCCACCCCCUUACUCUCCAGUGGCACCUAUCACCAACCCACCACAAUCUCAAGGAGGAUGGCAGCCACCACCAGGAUAUUAUCCACGUGAAGGAAUUUAUUCCCAAGGCACAUAUUUGCCUUCCUAUGGAGCUACAGCACCCGUAUCAACAACUGUUAUCGUACCAGAAAUUAUUCUAGUCGGAGCUUGCCCUGCUUGUCGAGUGGGUAUGCUCGAAGAUGAUUACACGUGCCUGGGUCUUUUCUGUGCAAUUUUCUUCUUUCCUCUCGGUAUCCUAUGCUGUCUGGCAUUGAAAAAUCGUCGGUGUUCCAAUUGCGGAGCUUACUUUGGAUAAGGUAGCAUCCUUUGAAAUCAGAAAGUUCCUGCCACGAAAGUGAGCCAAUCAAAAGCUCAUGUAUAUUAUUCCAAGUGCCUUGAAUAAUGUUUCAGAGACAGAUCAAUUGUUGUGUGGUGAACUCAAACGAUUCAUUAAACCCUUCAGUUAUCAGCGUCUGUAACUAAUCACCGUCUCUCCCUCAUUAAUUGUUCGCUCGUUGGUAUCAUGUACGCGUUUAUUCAAAAUUUACAUUGAGAUUAUCGAUUAUUGGAAUUCCUCGUUUAAAACUCCAUCCACUGCUGGUCGUAAGUGGUGAUAAUAGUCGAUACGGAUAAGUAUGUUACCCUAACUGGAAUUUAUUUUGGAUUUAAUCCUCGCGAGAGUUGGUCGAUUUAGAGUAUAAAUAAUAAAAAAUGCCCGGUGCGUGAGUAUCUCGGUCGUGGUCAUAAUUUCCAGGCCACAGGUUUUGUCAAAUGUAUUUUACAAGCACACAGCACAUUUUAGAAAAAAAAAUUCGUUCUAAACGACAUUCUGACUGAUUUAAUUCUGCUGUAAAUAUACCUGUCAUUAUCAUAUUUGGAUUAGAGUUUUCUUUAAUGCCUCCUUGAUCUUCGUCGCGGUUGGAUUCCCUGCGCAGGUGAUAACUACGCGUUCAAAGUCUAAAGGUCACCUUCAGAAAAGGUCUAAUAAUUAUCUGGUACGUUUACUUUCAUACCUCAUAUAUCGUGCACCCAUUUAUCCCCCCUACAACUUGUUACCAAGUAUUAUCCUUUGAUCAAUCUAAAUCGGGUGGAUUGUUGUAUAUUAUUCCUCAAAUAAUUAUAAGCGUAUGUUUGCAAACGCAUUUUGUUUCAAAGAAAUUUACAAAAAAUAAAGAAUAUAUAUAUAUAUUAUAUAACUAAUAAAAAUAUAAAGAAAUAUUGUCUAUAAUGAAAUACUAUAACUUUGUAUCGUACAUACUAUAAUUAUCAUAUAUUCGUGAAUAAAUAAUGGAUGCAUAAUA
Messenger RNA from Athalia rosae (coleseed sawfly), 1688 nucleotides. Its product is annotated as brain protein I3. The record is from RefSeq and is a predicted model, not a curated record. NCBI's taxonomy places the organism in Eukaryota, Metazoa, Arthropoda, Insecta, Hymenoptera, Athaliidae. The transcript has 3 exons. The coding region runs from base 335 to 703 and encodes 122 amino acids.